GGCGCCCCGACGCCCACCUCUCCUCCCUCAUCGUCUGACCCCCGCGCCUGUUUCCUCCGCCGUCGCGCAACUCUCGCCCGCACGCGAACAUGGCGCCCGACCGACGCGAGUACCAGCACUUCAUCCCGCAGUUCCUACUGCGGAACUUCGCGCACCCGUACGUGUACCGCGACGCGGGGGGCGGCGGGGGCGGGGGGCGUAAGCGGGGCCGUAAGCGGCGCUACGAGCAGAACAAGUACCCGGGCAGCGCGGUGGUGAACUGCCUGGCGCUGUCGGAGGGGGGCUUCGCGGCGGACGAGGCGGCGGUCAGCCGCGUGUGCGGCAAGUACGACAUGUACACGCAGGCGGCGGCGGCAGCGGACCGGCGGCGGCUCGAGACCAAGUUCGGCGGGCUCGAGGGGAAGGCGAGCGCGCUGUACCGGCGGAUCGUGGCGGCGCACGCGGCGCAGCGCGCCGACGUCGGCAUGACCCGCGCCGAGAAGGACCUGCUGCGCAAGUUCUUCUUCCUGCUCAAGUUCCGCGGCGGCCAGUUCUACCAGAAGUACCACGCCAGCACCGCCGUCGACGACUACGACGACGACGACAGGGAGCUCAUGGCGCACUACAUGCGGCGCAAGGGGUUUACCCGGCCCAUCGACGUCUGGUACGAGUCCCUCGAGGCCAUCAUCGACGUCGAGAUGGACGCGGACCGCGUCUGGGAGCGGCACCUCCAGACCAGCAUCUACUUCUCCCACGCCCAGUUCUUCAUCGACGAAGUAGGCUCCGCCUACAUGACAAUAUGCACGCCAGAGAGCCCGCGCUCCGAGUUUAUCCUUUCGGAGAAUAGCUACAACGUUUGCGAAGGGCCGACGAUCCGGUUUCAAGACAAGGACACCGGCAAGUACUCGAGUUCGUGUCCGCGCUGCCACGAAUUCUCGCCUGUAUCUCCGCGGCUCAUGGUGGUUAUGCGAUCCCAGUAUCUUCCCGAGCCUACUGAUGAUUCUAUUCCCGACGUAGGUGUGAGGAUGCAGAAACAAUUUAUGCGACAAGCCUUUUUUGGUCCUGGAAAGUCCUUAUUGGAAGAUCUCCCCGUGCGCAAGGCAACCUGCAACUAUCAAAGGAUGAGCAAUACGAGACGGAUAUACCCUUCUGGGUGGAAACCACCGUACGACAAGAAUGACAGGUUCUCCUUUCCUAUCUUCAGAAUAUCUGACCAUCACGUGCGGGUCGUCAACGGUCUUUUGCUUGACCACGCCUUCCACGGUACGAGCAUCGUCUUUAAUAAGGAGGACACGUUCCUAGACACGUUGGAAUGGUUCUUGACAGAGCCCUGUGUAGUAGGGAAGAACCUAGGCGGAGAGGACCAGGUUCGACAGCAGCGAUACCUCUCCGACUUGGGCAAGUUCAUGGGCACCAAAGGCAGGGUCGUGCAGCCGAUAUGGAACCUGAGUGGGGAGCAGGAGAUCGCAGGCACAGAGGCAUCUCGCGUGAGGAACCUGGCCUGUGCCAGGCUUUACGAACAAAUGAUGGCACACGGUCAGGACGCCCUCGUCGAUCGCAAGCAUUAUGAGAGACUAGGCGGAACGGCGCAGACGUGGGAUGAAGAUUCCGAGCAAGUGUCCUUGAUGCUUUCCUUGUGGCGCGCCGUCGAUCACCACAGUGGCUACCUCUCCGGUACUGUCCGACGAAGGAACAGCAUUCUCAUCAUGGAUGCAUACAAGCGGCUUCCUUGUCAGCGAUUUUGGCUGUACUUGAAAGCAGUCAGAUACACCCUGACCACACCCUUGCAACGUUGGGUGCAGUAUGAUCUUGCCUCAUUCAGGCGUCCGGUCAACGUGGAAGCUAUGAGCCAGGAAGGGCCCGAAGAUAUACUCACCCACGGUUAGUCGAUUCGCCAGGAGUCACGGCAUCGCCCGAAAGCUGACGCGGACACCUAACAGCUUACCCUUUGGUAAAGGGACACGAGUUGAACACUGCCAUGUAUGACACUUUCGAAGGGCAGAUUGCUAAAAUGGACGGCCCCGACGGCAUGUUUCUCAGAAUGUUUCUCAUCCUACCC
Messenger RNA from Durotheca rogersii, 2038 nucleotides. RefSeq lists its product as uncharacterized. The transcript is spliced from 2 exons. Bases 90 to 1865 code for a protein of 591 amino acids. The record is from RefSeq and is a predicted model, not a curated record. Lineage: Eukaryota; Fungi; Ascomycota; Sordariomycetes; Xylariales; Xylariaceae.